CCACGAAAGCCGCCGAAUCUCUGGCACGUUUAUAAGGUGGCACUGUAGUGUGGGGCGUCACGUAACGUCUCCAGCCCUGGCCCCGGAGCCUCCUGUGCUUCCAGGAGUGGCAGCGCCCAAGCCAUUCUCAGCCAACUGUGCGAUGCUCUGGAGUCAGGCCUGGCUGGGCUUUGAACACAGGUCGCUCAGGAACAAGGACCUAUUGCUGAAAAUACGGGGCCGAUGAUAGGAGACGAGGGCAUAAAAAUCCGUCCUUAACAUAACUGUGGAGACGGGGGGGGGGGUGAUGCACGUCUCUGACAAAACAAUUUGGGACCACCAAUAGCUUGGAGGCCUUGUGUCAAACAUCUCGUGGCCAUGUUUAGCUUCUGUUCCUGUUGAAGUGUUUAGUCGUUAACAUCAAACCUCUAAGGGGCCUUAAACACUGUUGGAGACCACCAUCCAAAGUCGCCUCAACAGCUACUUCUGUAAUGGCGCCUGCGUCAGACACUAACAUGGCGGAUCGAGUCGUGCGCGGCGCAAACGUCAGCAUCUCUACCCAAGCCGCUCGGAAACAGCAGAAGAGAGGGGGGCCGUCUUCACUGAUUGGCCUAUAGGUGGAGCGUGCCGGUCCUGACGCUCCUAUGCGAGCCAAUCAGGAAGAAGAGAAAAGGAAUUGGCCGCUGCGCCUUCUCCCGACGCAUGCUGGGAGCCUGGAGGACUAAGCGAGGAGGAGUUGAGAGAACGGAGCGGACGCCAUGGCGGCCGACAUCGAGCAGGUUUUUAGGUCUUUCGUGGUCAGUAAAUUCCGGGAAAUACAACAGGAACUUUCCAGUGGAAGGAGUGAAGGCCAGCUGAAUGGUGAAACAAAUACACCUAUUGAAGGAAACCAGGCAGGUGAUGCUGCUGCCUCUGCCAGGAACCUACCAAAUGAAGAAAUAGUGCAGAAGAUAGAAGAAGUACUUUCUGGGGUCUUAGAUACAGAACUUCGAUACAAGCCAGACUUGAAAGAGGCCUCCAGAAAAAGUAGAUGUGUAUCUGUACAGACAGAUCCUACUGAUGAAAUUCCCAGCAAAAAAUCAAAGAAGCAUAAAAAGCACAAAAACAAAAAGAAGAAGAAGAAGAAAGAAAAGGAAAAAAAAUUUAAGAGACAGCCAGAAGAAUCUGAGUCAAAGCCGAAAUCUCAUCAUGAUGGGAACAUAGAUUUAGAAUCUGAUUCCUUUUUAAAGUUUGAUUCUGAACCUUCAGCAGUGGCACUGGAGCAUCCUAUAAGAGCAUUUGGCCUAUCUGAGACCAGUGAAUCCUCUACAGUUGUGCUGGAACCUUCCAUAUCAUCAAUGGAGGUAUCAGAGCCACACAUCCUUGAAACUCUGAAGCCAGCUACAAAAACUGCAGAACUAUCAAUUGGAUCUACAUCAGUAAUCUCAGAGCAGUCUAUGGCAGCAACAUUGGAACCAUCUGUGACAAAGAUUGUCGAAUCCUUUGCAACAGCUCCUGUGCCUACAACAGUAGUGCUGAAGUCAUCCGAGCCAGUUGCAACAAUGUCUGUGGAGUAUCAGAUGAAGUCUGUGCUGAAAUCUUUGGAGCACAUAGCUCCAGAGCCAUCAAAGAUCAUGUUGGCAGAGCCUCUAGUAGCAAAAGAACUAGAGCCAUCAGAAACCCUUGUGAUAGUUUCAGAGACAUCUUCUGAGGUGCACCCUGAACCAAGCACAUCAACAACAGUGGAUUUUCCAGAAUCAUCUGCAACUGAAGUGCUAAGAUUGCCAGAGCAUCCUGUACCAUCAGAGAUCGCAGAUCCAUCUGUGACAAGACCUCAGGAGUUGCUGGAGCUGUCUAAGACCUCAGCGGUGGAGCUGCCGGAGUCGUCGGUGGCCUCUGUGCUGGAGUUGCCGGGGCCACCUGCGACUUCCAUGCCGGAGUUGCAGGGGCCCCCUGUGACUCCAGUGCUGGAGUUACCUGGGCCCUCUGCUACCCCGGUAUCAGAGUUGUCAGGGCCCCUUUCUACCCCAGUGCCUGAGUUGCCAGGACCCCCUGCGACAGCAGUGCCUGAGUUGGCAGGGCCCUCUGUGACACCAGUGCCACAGUUGUCGCAGGAAUUGCCAGGGCCUCCAGCACCAUCCAUGGGGUUAGAGCCACCACAGGAGGUACCAGAGCCACCUGUGAUGGUGCACGAGUUGCCAGGGCUGCCUGCAGUGUCAGCAACAGUAGAGUUGCCUGGGCAGCCUGCGGUAACAGUAGCAAUGGAGUUGACCGAACAACCUGUGACGACGACAGAGUUCGAGCAGCCUGUGGGGAUGACAGCGGUGGAACAUCCUGGGCAUCCUGAGGUGACAGCGACAACAGGGUUGCUGGGGCAGCCUGAGGCAACAAUGGUGCUGGAGUUGCCAGGACAGCCUGUGGCAGCAACAGCACUGGAGUUGUCUGGGCCGCCUUCGGUGGCUGGGGUGCCAGAGUUGCCUGGGCUGCCUUCGGCAACUAGGGCACUAGAGUUGUCAGGGCAGUCUGUGGCAGCUGGGGCACUAGAGUUGCCUGGGCAGCUCAUGGCAACUGGGGCACUGGAGUUCUCGGGGCAGUCUGGGGCAGCUGGAGCACUGGAGCUUUUGGGGCAGCCUCUGGCAACAGGGGUGCUGGAGUUGCCUGGGCAGUCUGGGGCGCCAGAGUUGCCUGGGCAGCCUGUGGCAACUGUGGCGCUGGAGAUCUCUGUUCAGUCUGUGGUGACAACAUCGGAGCUGUCCACGAUGACCAUGUCGCAGUCCCUGGAGGUGCCCUCGACGACAGCGCUGGAAUCCUAUAAUACGGUAGCACAGGAGCUGCCUACUACAUUAGUGGGGGAGACUUCUGUAACAGUAGGCGUGGAUCCCUUGAUGGCCCAGGAAUCCCAUAUGUUAGCUUCUAACACCAUGGAGACCCAUAUGUUAGCAUCCAACACCAUGGACUCCCAGAUGCUAGCAUCCAACACCAUGGACUCCCAGAUGCUAGCGUCCAACACCAUGGACUCCCAGAUGUUAGCCUCUAGCACCAUGGACUCCCAGAUGUUAGCAACCAGCUCCAUGGACUCCCAGAUGUUAGCAACCAGCUCCAUGGACUCCCAGAUGUUAGCAACCAGCUCCAUGCGUUCCAUGAUGUCUCCAAUGGCUGAGCGCUCUAUGAUGUCAGCUUAUGAACGCUCUAUGAUGUCAGCUUAUGAGCGUUCCAUGAUGUCCCCAAUGGCUGAUCGAUCUAUGAUGUCUAUGGGUGCCGACCGGUCUAUGAUGUCAUCAUACUCUGCUGCUGAUCGUUCAAUGAUGUCAUCGUACUCUGCAGCUGACCGGUCUAUGAUGUCAUCUUACACUGCUGAUCGUUCAAUGAUGUCUAUGGCAGCUGAUUCUUACACUGAUUCUUACACUGAUACAUAUACAGAGGCAUAUAUGGUGCCACCUUUGCCUCCUGAAGAGCCCCCAACAAUGCCACCAUUGCCGCCUGAGGAACCACCAAUGACUCCACCAUUGCCUCCAGAAGAGCCACCAGAGGGUCCAGCAUUAACCAUGGAGCAGUCGGCAUUGACAGCUGAAAAUACUUGGCCUGCAGAAAUGCCAGCAUUACCUCCAGAAGAGAGUGUAUCACAGCCUGAGCCUCCUGUGAGUCAAAGUGAGAUUUCAGAGCCUUUAGCAGUGCCUACUAAUUAUUCAGUGUCAGAAUCAGAGUCUUCAGUGUUAGUGUCAGAGGCUGUUGUGACUAUCACAGAACCACCUCAAGAGCCAGAGUCUUCAGUUAUAUCAACACCUGUUGAGUCUGCUGUAGUAGCAGAAUAUGAAAUUGUUCCAGAGAGACCAGUGACUUGUAUUGUAUCUGAAACACCCAUAUCACCUGAACCAGCUGUGUUAACAUCAGAGCCUCCUGUUAUGACAGAGACAAUAGAAACGUUGGAUUCCACGCAAUUUGAAGGACAUGUUUCCUCAGAGACAUCUAUGUCCCUGAUAGACCCAACUGUAACUUUUCCAGAGCCAGCAGAGAACAUUCAGGAGCUUCCAGCCAUGGCAGUUCCAGAGCCUCCUGCAGUGGCUAUCCCAGAGUCUCCUGCUGUGGGUGUCCCAGAGUCUCCUGCCAUGGCUGUUCCAGAGUCGCCUGCUGUGGCUGACCCAGAGUCACCUGCUCUAGCUAUCCCAGAGUUACCUGCCAUGGUUGUCCCAGAAUUGCCUGCCAUGCCAAAGCCAGAACCACCAGCUGUGGCUGUCUUUGAGCUUCCGAGUGUGGCUGAGCCAGAGCAUGUUACUGUUCCAGUGUCAGCUGUUUCUGCUCUGGAUCCUGCUGUGUCUGUCUUAGAACCAGCAGUAUCAGUCCUUCAACCUACGGUGAUUGUUUCAGAACCAUGUAUUUCUGUCCAGCAGUAUUCUGUGACAGUUUUAGAACCUGCUGUCACUGUCUCAGAGCAGACUCAAAUAAUAUCAACUGAGAUGGUUUUAGAGUCUAUACCAGUGAUAGCAGAAUCUAGUGUUUCAUCAUCACAUGUUAUGAAAGGGAUGAAUUUGCUAUCUGGUGAUCAAAAUCUUGCUCCAGAGAUUGGCACGCAGGAGACUCUGUUGUAUUCAGGUGAAGAGACACAUGCUGAAGGACACCUGAAAAGUGACUCUUAUGAAAGUGAACAUGGUCUAAAUGUGGACUUUAAUAUAAAUAAUCAUUUAAUUGCUAAAGCUAUGGAAAGUAAUAUGUCUACUGCUAGCACUGAUUCUGUUAGUGGGAUUGGUGAAGAGAAAAUUUUGCCCAUCAAUGAAACUAAUAAGUGCACAGUAUUAGAUACCUGCCUUGGUGUUAGUCAAGCUGAUGGAGGAGGAUCUCUGUCUUCUGCCAGUCCUCUUGCUCUAGAACCUGAUACACCAGGAACUAAUAAGGGUGUUGAGUUUGUCAUGGCAACUGCUAUCACUACAAUUAAUAAAUAUGAUGAUGUUUCUUUAACUACCCAAGAUACUGAACAUGACAUGGUAAUUUCCACCAGCCCCGGUGGUGUUGGUGAGGCAGACAUAGAGGGACCUUUGCCUGCUAAAGACAUUCAUUUUGAUUUACCAUCUAAUAAUCUUGUUAGUAAGGAUAUAGAAGAACCGUUAUUUGUAAAGGAGAGUGACCAGGUAUUACCAAUUGCUCUCAGCCCUAAAGAAAGUGGAGAAGAUGAAGUACCUCUCCCUUCUAAAGAGAUAGUGUCUGAUUCAGGAUUUUGUGCUAACAUUGAUGAAAUUAAUGAAGCAGAUUUAGUGAGACCGUUACUUCCUAAGGACAUGGAACGUCUUGCAAGCCUUAGGGCUGGUAUUGAAGGACCUUUACUCCCAAGUGAAGCUGAACGUGACAAAUCAGCUGCCAGUCCAGUUGUAAUUAGUAUACCAGAAAGAGCUUCAGAAUCGUCUUCAGAGGAAAAAGAUGAUUAUGAAAUUUUUGUUAAAGUUAAAGAUACACAUGAAAAAAGUAAGAAAAAUAAAAACCGUGACAAAGGCGAGAAAGAGAAGAAAAGAGACUCUUCUUUAAGAUCUCGGAGUAAGCGUUCCAAGUCUUCUGAACACAAGUCCCGUAAACGAACCAGUGAGUCUCGUUCUAGGGCAAGGAAGAGAUCAUCUAAGUCCAAGUCUCAUCGAUCUCAAACACGUUCACGGUCACGUUCAAGACGAAGGAGGAGGAGCAGCAGGUCAAGAUCAAAGUCUAGAGGAAGGCGAUCUGUAUCAAAAGAGAAGCGCAAAAGAUCUCCAAAGCACAGAUCCAAGUCCCGGGAAAGAAAAAGGAAAAGAUCAAGCUCCAGGGAUAACCGAAAGACAGGAAGAGCCCGAAGUCGAACCCCAAGUCGUCGAAGUAGGAGUCACACUCCUAGUCGACGAAGAAGAUCUAGAUCUGUGGGUAGGAGGAGGAGUUUUAGCAUUUCCCCCAGCCGCCGGAGCCGCACCCCCAGCCGACGUAGCCGCACCCCCAGCCGAAGGAGCCGUACCCCCAGCCGAAGGAGCCGCACCCCCAGCCGAAGGAGCCGCACCCCCAGCCGAAGGAGCCGCACCCCCAGCCGAAGGAGUCGCACCCCCAGCCGAAGGAGCCGCACCCCCAGCCGUCGGAGGAGAUCAAGGUCUGUAGUAAGAAGACGAAGCUUCAGUAUAUCACCAGUCAGAUUAAGGCGAUCAAGAACACCCUUAAGAAGAAGGUUUAGUAGAUCUCCCAUUCGUCGUAAAAGAUCAAGGUCUUCUGAAAGAGAACGUCUAACAGAUUUGGAUAAGGCGCAGUUACUUGAAAUAGCCAAAGCUAAUGCAGCUGCCAUGUGUGCUAAGGCUGGUGUUCCCUUACCGCCAAAUCUAAAGCCUGCACCUCCACCUACAAUAGAAGAGAAAGUUGCUAAAAAGUCAGGAGGAGCUACUAUAGAAGAACUAACUGAGAAAUGCAAACAGAUUGCACAGAGUAAAGAAGAUGAUGAUGUAAUAGUGAAUAAACCUCAUGUUUCGGAUGAAGAGGAAGAAGAACCUCCUUUUUAUCAUCAUCCCUUUAAACUCAGUGAACCCAAGCCCAUUUUUUUCAAUCUAAAUAUUGCUGCAGCAAAGCCAACUCCACCAAAAAGCCAGGUAACAUUGACAAAAGAAUUUCCUGUGUCAUCUGGAUCUCAGCAUCGAAAGAAAGAAGCUGACAGUGUUUAUGGAGAGUGGGUUCCUGUAGAGAAAAAUGGAGAAGAAAACAAAGAUGAUGAUAAUGUUUUCAGCAGCAAUUUGCCCUCGGAGCCUGUGGACAUCUCCACUGCAAUGAGUGAACGUGCACUUGCUCAGAAAAGACUCAGUGAGAAUGCAUUUGAUCUUGAAGCCAUGAGCAUGUUAAAUCGCGCUCAAGAACGGAUUGAUGCCUGGGCUCAGCUGAACUCUAUUCCUGGCCAGUUCACAGGAAGUACAGGAGUACAAGUUCUGACACAAGAACAGCUGGCCAAUACUGGCGCUCAAGCCUGGAUUAAAAAGGAUCAGUUCUUAAGAGCAGCCCCAGUUACUGGAGGAAUGGGAGCCGUUUUGAUGAGAAAAAUGGGCUGGAGAGAAGGAGAAGGAUUAGGAAAAAAUAAAGAAGGAAAUAAAGAACCUAUCCUAGUUGAUUUUAAGACAGACCGAAAAGGUCUUGUUGCUGUAGGAGAAAGAGCACAAAAGAGGUCUGGGAAUUUCUCUGCUGCAAUGAAAGAUCUAUCAGGCAAACAUCCUGUGUCUGCCUUGAUGGAAAUCUGUAAUAAGAGAAGGUGGCAACCACCUGAAUUUCUCUUGGUCCAUGAUAGUGGCCCUGAUCAUCGCAAACAUUUUCUCUUUAGGGUAUUGAGAAAUGGAAGCCCUUACCAGCCCAAUUGUAUGUUUUUCUUGAAUAGGUAUUGAUAAAUGGAAGCGCUUACCAGCCCAGCUUUGCCAGCCCUAAUAAGAAGCAUGCUAAAGCCACAGCAGCUACUGUGGUUCUUCAAGCAAUGGGCCUUGUACCAAAGGACCUCAUGGCUAAUGCCACUUGCUUCAGGAGUGCCUCACGUAGAUAGAUUGAGGUUUUAUAUUAAUCAUUUCAGAUAAUUUUACUCUGCAUCACAAUGUAUUUCCUCUUUAAUGUUGUAAAUAUUUGGCAAUUUAAGACAUUGUGUAAAAAGCAAUUCUGUACAAACAUCUCCAGGCUUUGAUUUUUGUACCAUGGAAAUUGUAUUUAACCAUACAGGGUUUUGGUAUGUUUAUAUUGUUUACCUUAGUGAUGUAUUUGUUUAAGUGGCUAACAUCCAAACAAUUGUUUGAAGGCAUCAGUAAUCUUCAGUGUGGAAUGUUAAAUAACGCUUUUAUACUGUAUUUUGUACUAUGAUGUAACUCCCCUUCCUUAUGGCUAGGCUGCUGUAACACUUGCCUGUAAUCAGUGAAGGGCUGUGCACCUUGUACUAUUUCAAAAUGGGUUCUGCUGGACAGAUACUGGGCCAGUGUUGAGGUAAUCAAGCAAGAUCUGUUCCACAGGGCUAAUGCCACCAUCCUCCCUUAAAAUUUUGUAGAGGUUAUAAAAAGAAAGUGAUAUGUUGUGUGAUGAUCAGCACUAAGUCCUGCAUUCCCAUUAAAGCCACUUGGGUCAUAAGAAGGGAGUCAAAAUGAAGUCUGACUAGAAAUCUACUGCAGAGGCCAAGUACAUUUAGUAUGGCUUGAGUUGUGAUAUAGUUUUACUUUGAUGUGCAUUUUGAAUUUCAGCUACACCUAGGUAGACGUAAAAUAAUUAAAAAAUGCUGUAACCAACUUAUCUAAUAAAAUUGGCAACCAGCCACUAUUUUGUUGACUAUGA
Messenger RNA from Heterocephalus glaber (naked mole-rat), 8238 nucleotides. The record is from RefSeq and is a predicted model, not a curated record. Lineage: Eukaryota; Metazoa; Chordata; Mammalia; Rodentia; Bathyergidae.